This is a messenger RNA of Pangasianodon hypophthalmus (striped catfish), 8201 nucleotides long. It is a transcript of the gene lmod3, whose product is annotated as leiomodin 3 (fetal). The transcript is spliced from 4 exons. The coding region runs from base 141 to 2189 and encodes 682 amino acids. NCBI's taxonomy places the organism in Eukaryota, Metazoa, Chordata, Actinopteri, Siluriformes, Pangasiidae. Gene Ontology annotation, molecular function: tropomyosin binding. Gene Ontology annotation, biological process: myofibril assembly; pointed-end actin filament capping; muscle contraction. The record is from RefSeq and is a predicted model, not a curated record. Gene Ontology annotation, cellular component: myofibril; striated muscle thin filament.
ACUCGGAUAAGGCACUGAGGUAUUCUUGCACCCAGCUGAAGUUCAGGCUGACAUUCACUUCGCAGCAGCUUGUGAUUCUGCCUUGAUUCUGCCUUUGGUUGAGCUUGUGCUUUCCUAAUUGAAGCCACUCCAGUGUGAAAAUGUCCAAGUACUGUGACCAGGACUCCUACAUGGAGGAGAUUGAUGAAGACAAAAUUCUCUCAGGUCUUUCAGCUGAAGAGCUCCAGCAGCUCCAGAACGAGAUGGAUGAUAUUGCCCCUGAUAAGACAGUACCCGUGGGAAUGAGACAGAAUAACACAUCUGUUGAAGCAACAACUCAAGGGGACAAAGAAAGGGAAUCUGAGGAUCAGGAAGACAUUGAUGAAGAUGUGAUUCUGGCAGGUCUUUCUGCUGAAGAGCUCAAACAGCUCCAGAAUGAGAUGGAGGUAAUUGCUCCUGAUGAGAGAGUGCCAGUAGGGAUGCGACAGAAGGACCAGACUGAUAAACCCCCAACAGGUUCAUUUGACCAUAGAUCACUAGUGGACUACCUGUACUGGGAGAGACAAUCUAAACGUUUGCUGAAAGAAGAAAGAAUCCCUACAACCCUGCUUCCCAGUCAGAAGAAAAGGGAGGAAGAGCUAAAGAAUGCAGUGAAAGAAGAUAAUAAAAAUAUUGAUGUAGAAUAUGUGUAUGAGGAGACAGUGGAAGAUCCUGAGAUAGGGGAUCAUGAAGAAGUGAUUGAGGAAGUGAUUGAAGAGGUAAAAGACAAAGUGGUGGAUGUAGAAGCUGGUGAGAAUGAUCAAAAGAGACAGCCAAACAAAACAGAACCUCAAGAGAGUAGCAAUAUUAUUUUUGCUAACUCUCAUCCAGCUCCAAAUUUCUCUGAUUCACAAAAAGAGACAGAAACUCAUAGAGCUGAAUUGAAUGAGGACGAAUCAACAAUAGCUGAAAUUAAGCAAACAGAUCAGAUUCAAUGUAAAACUGUUCCCUCAGCCUAUGAAAACUGGGUUCCUAAGAAAGAAGAGAGAGUCAUAUCCAAGUUGAAGAUCCCAAAGCUUGCACUUGGUGAUGGUUUGAUUAAAAAAACUGCAAGGCCAUCUGGGAAUGAUACCAAUCUGGAAAGCACUCUGGACAAAAUCCGCAAUCAUAACUCCUCUAUCACUGAGAUCAACUUAAACAAUAUUGAGAACAUUCCUAAAGAAAUGCUCUUAGACUACAUUGAGGCCCUGAAGAAGAACAAGCAUGUGAAGACCUUCAGCAUUGCAAACACAGGUGCAGACGAAAAUGUGGCCUUUUCUUUGGCCAACAUGCUGCGAGAGAACAGGAGCAUCACCACACUGAACAUUGAAUCCAACUUCAUUACUGGAAAAGGUAUCAUUGCGAUCAUGCGCUGUCUACAGUUCAAUGAGACUUUGACAGAACUCCGCUUCCACAAUCAGAGGCACAUGCUGGGCCAUCAUGCAGAGAUGGAAGUGGCACGUCUCCUGAAAGCCAACAACACCCUGCUUAAGGUUGGCUACCAUUUUGAGCUUCCUGGGCCCAGGAUGGUGGUGACCAACUUGCUCACUAGGAACCUUGACCGGCAGCGACAACAAAGGAAGGAAGAGCAGAGGCUUCAGCAGAUAAAAGAGCAACGUCAGAUCAUGGAGGUGUAUGAGAGCCACCUCAACUUGCCAUCUGGUCUGCUGGAGAUGUUAGGAGGAUAUAUUCCUGGAAUCGAACAUCUGUGUGCUUCUCAGGGUUCUCAGCAUCUUUCACAAAGCUCUCCAGAACCUUCUAUGGUAUCAACACCAUGUCACCAGCUACACAAGACACACCACCCUACUCGACAACAUCCACCCAGUUCAGACUCAGACUCCAGCAAUAUGUUAAAAGAUGUGAAGCUUAAGAAGACUCCUAAACGCCGUGACCCACUCCUGGAUUUAACUAAAAAAGAAGAGAAAAGAGAUGGGAGGGCUAACAUUCAAUUACGAAGCACUCCCAAGCAGACAAACACAGCAAGUGAAGGCUCUCUGGAUGACAGGGCAAACCUGAAAGAUAUGAUAAAGUCACUGAAACCAGUUCCUCGAAGAAGACAGCCACCAAAAGUAGAACUAACACCACGUGACCUACUCCUCAAUGAAAUUAGACAGAGCAGUGUGGCCUAUCUAAAAGCGGCUGCUCCACCUUCUCUCACCUCCAUACCUCUGUGCUCCAUAUUUAAUGGCUAGUAACUUUCAAACAGAAAAUGCAUCAUCCAGCUGGCUAAUCAUGUUUCUCACCACAGCAGCUGGUAUCCAAUAAAAUGUGAAUAAACAAAGGAAUGCAGCCAUUAAAAAAAAACCUUUUGUUAUAAUUAGUAUAAUAAUAAUAAUAUUAGUAUAAUAAUAAUAAGGUCUGGAGUUGAUUGGAGCAUUAAAUUUGCAUUUGGUAGCUGCUCAUGGGAACUCUCACUAUGCAGUCCAAAAAGGUGUUGAUGCAAGUGAAGGAGGCCAUCAUUAGGCUGUGAAACAAAACAGACCAAUCAGAGAGAUAGCAGAAAGUUUAGGAGUGGCCAAAUCAGCAAUUUGGUACAUUCUCAAAAGAAAGAAUGCACUGGUGACCUCAGCAACUCCAAAAGGCCUUGUUGAAGAAAAACAGUCUACAAUCAAGAGACGCCUUGAAUGUAAAUACAGACAGUUUACCUCAAGAUGCAAACCACUGGUAACACUCAAGAACAGAAAGGUCAGAUAAGACUUUGCUUACAAAAAAACACUAAAAAAAAGCCUGAUGACCAGUUCUGAUGCAAGAUUAACUUUACCAGAAUGAUGGGAAGAGAAGAGUAUGGAGAAGGAAAGGAAGGGCUCAUGUUCCAAAGCAUACCACAUCAUCUGUCAAACAUGUGGAGACAAUGUUAUGGCAUAGGCAUGUAUGGCUGCCAAUGGGACUGGGUCACUGGAGUUUAUUGAUGAUGUGACUGCUUCCAGAUUCCAGACUGGGUCUCAGAUUUCAGGCAGUCAUUGAUAGUCAUUGACUUGCAUCCACAUAUUAAAAAUAAUCCUAAUAUUUAUGAUUAUGUUGGUUUGGCAGUUACUUUUGAGCCUGUGAAAAUGGAGGGACUCUGUAAAAAAUGGCUGUAAUUCCUAAACGGUUAAUGCAAUAUUUUUGUUAAACCCCUUGACUUAAAGCUGAAAGUCUACACUUCAAUCACCUCUUGUCUGCUUCAUUUCAAAUCCAUUGUGGUGAUGUUCAGAGGCAAAAUGACAAAAAUUGUGUCACUGUCGGAAUAUUUAUGGACUUCUUCUAUAGGCCCCCCUUCAGGACGUAAUCAGAAGAAUUCGGGCCCAGGUAGAAUUUGUGUUUGACACCUCUGCUCUAGAAGGAGUAUUUGAAAGUUUGAUUUAUAAGCUUCAUUUCUUGUUGUGGGUUGGUGGUGCUAUAGCAAUAAAUCAUUAUUGGCAUGUGUAUGUGAUCAUGCCCUAUCAUUGAACAUAAAUGUGAACUUUUGGUCACAUUGCGUGAUAUAGUCAAAAUAUAACACACUUCCUGUUUGUGCAGUGUAAUAUGUUAAUUGAUUGCUUGGCCCUAGCAAAACCAUCAAACAUAUGAAAAAAUUUCUUCACAAUUUGGUGUUGAGGACAUCUUUACAUCAUGCUAACCAAAUUUUUUGGAAUCCAGUGAAUCCCUUAGAAGGAGUAUUUAAAAGUAUUUUACCCAUCAAAAAUAAAAACUGCCUGACUUACUGUUGGGUGGAAUUAAUGGAUGCUAUUAUGAAAUUCAUUUGUCUUAAUAAGACCCAUAUGUCAACCAAACUUGGUGCAUGUAAGUGAAACUGGAUGCUCAUACUGAGGAAAACUGUCAAGAGGGGGGUCACAAUCGAGCAUGGGGGCUUCACUAUUGGGUAUAUGACUAUGCACCAGCAUUUAAUAUAAAUUUGAACUUUGGGCCACAUUUCAUGAUAUAAAGUGGAAUUAUGCCAUGCUUCCUGUUUGUGUGUUUUAAUAUGUUAAUUGAUUGCCUUGCCAUUUGGUAUCAUGGACAUCUUGACAUCAUGCUGACCAAACUUGGUUUGUAUCUGAUGAGGAGUAUUUGAAAGUUUGGUACCCAUCAAAACACACAAAAUGAAAUUUGGCCAACUUCCUGUUUGGCAGAGUUAAUGGAUGUGAGUGUGAAAUUCAUUUGUCUUAAGAAGACCCAUAUGCCUACCAAAUUUGGUGCAUGAUGGUGAAACAUACUUGAGAAAAAAAGUCAAAUGGGGACUCUGUAGAGCCCUAAGGUGAUACCUGGAUUCAAUCUUAUGUGAGACCAUGCUAACCAACAUUUCUGAUGUGUAUGCCAAGUUUCGGUUAUGGAUGAAAUUUUCGGACUGAUUUGGCAAUGCUGUGAUCCAAAAUUCAUGAUGAUUAGACAAAAUAUAUGAGAAAAAUAAUAGCAAAAAAUAAUUUUUGUUAAAUUUCAAAAUGGCCAACAUCCUCCUUGGCAAAACACAAAUCUGUAACAUGCAUCUUCCAGGGAAUUAAGAGAAAGAAUCAGGAUUGCAGUAAAGUUAUAAGCAGUUUUAUGAAUUUGUGAAUUAUAGCACCCCCUAAAGAGGAUUUAGACAAAACUUCUUGGACUCCCUUAGGACAAGGCCCAUUACUCAUCUACAAAAUUUGGUGAAAAUCCAUCACGCCAUUGCUGAGAUAUGCCAUCACAUCUUGUUUAGUGAUUUUUGCAACUCAUGCAUUAUGGAAAAACCCAUCUACUAUAUCAAAAAUCUUAAAAACAUGUUUUGUUUGAGUUGGUCUCAUGAUUAUCUCUCCCAAAUUUCAUGAUUAUGGGACAAAAUUUGUAGGAGAAGAUGCAAAAAGAUUCAUUAAAAAACAACCUUUUUUUAAUUCAAAUUGUCUGACUUCCUGUUUGAGAAAUCACAAAUUUGUUAAAUCAAUAAAACUUUGCACCUUCAAGGUGAUCAAGACAAACAUGUAUCUUGAUUUGAUGUUGAGCAGUUUUAAGGUUAUUAGCAAUUUUGAGAUAUGCCCUUGCUGAGAUAUGCCCUCACUUCCUGUUUGGCUGUCAAAUUUGUUUGUGCUUAAUGGACAAAGCAAUCAUUAAAAAAAUCUGAGUAACAAGUUUUGUUCAGAUUUAUCUCCCAAUGAUCACUACCAAAUUUUAUGGUUAUUGUACAAAAUUUGUAAGAGAAAAAGCAGAAAAACUGUUUUUAUUAAAAUUCAAAAUGGCUAGCUUCCUGUUUGAGAAAUCACAAAUUUGUUAAACCAAGUACACUCAGAAUGUUUGAAGGUACCAGAAGCAACAAGAACCUUGAUCUGAUGUUGAGAGGUUAAAAAAGUUACCAGCAAUUUUUAGACAUUUAUGAAUUAUAGCACAAUUUAGAGGUGAAAUAGACAAAAAUUGUUGGAGACCCCUAAGGUGAUGUCCUUCAACGAAGUUUGGUUAUAAUACAUCACAAGGUUGCUGAGAUAUGCCCUCACUUCCUGUUUGGCAGCUUUGCCAUCAAAUUCAUUUGCGUGUUAUGGACAAACCGUCAUGUAGAUCAAUCAUCAGGGAAAUAAAUAUUUUUCAGGCUGAUCUCACAAUGCUGCCUGCCAAAUUAGGUGAAGAUUGGGCAAAAUUUGUUGGAGUAGAAAAAAAAGUUUUUCAUAAAAUUCAAAAUACUUGACAUGCUGUUUCAGAAGUCAUAAAUUUGUUAUAUCCACAAGAUCGGAAACUUUCCAGGGACUCAAGAAGAAAAGAAUCUCGAUUUAGUGUUGAGUGGUUCAAAUGUUAUAAGCAAUUUUACAAAUUUUUAAUUGUAGUGCCAUCAAGAGGUGAAUUUAGACAAAACAACCUAGGAGACCCCUAGGAUGAGGUCCUUCAGUGAUACACCAAGUUUGGUCAAAGAAUCAGAAGAAAGUGGAAUCGCAUUUCUAUGACAUUCUAUUGCGGAGUUAUUAUUGUAAACAUAUGUCCAAAUUUGCCCUAUUCAUGGCACUAGAAGGGUUGAGUUGUGUACACUAAAAUUGAUGUGAAGACAGCUGAUACUGUCCUCUAUCACUGUACCACGUGUCAUAAAAUGCAUACAAAGCAUUGUAUGGCCUGCCAUAGUCUCCCAUGUGGAAAAUACAAUCACUAUAGGACAGAGACAGGCACUCAAGUUGGCGACUGAGUCACACUUAAGUCGCAUAAAAAUAGACUGGAAAAAGACCAGUUAAUUAUUUUUUCUAAUCUUCAACUGUCCAGUUUUGAUGACCUGUGCCCAUGACAGCCUCAGAUUCCUGUUCUUAGCUGACAAGAGUGGAACCCAAUGUAGUCUUCUGCUGUUGUUGCCCAUCCACCUCAAGGUUCAAUGUUUUGUGCUCACUACGGUUGUAAAGAGUGAUUAUUUGAGUUACUAUAUCCUUCCUGGCAGCUCAAACCAAUCUGGUCAUUUUCCUCUGAUCUCUCUUAUCAACAAGGCAUUUCCACCUACACAAAUGUUGCUCACUCAAGGUUUUUGGUUUUUUUGCACCAUAGUAUGUAAACUCUAGACACUGCUGUAGAUAAAAUUCCCAGGAGAUCCGCAGUUUCUCAGAUACUCAAACCAGCCUUUCUGGUUUCAGAGUCACAGAGAUCACACUUUUUCUUCAUUCUGAGGUUUGAUAUAAACAAUGCCGGAAGCUCUUGAUCUGCAUGAUUAUUUUUUUGAAUUGCACUGUUGCCACAUGAUUGGCUGAUUAGGUAACUACAUGAAUGUACAGGUGUACAGGUGUUCCUAAUAAAGUGGAUGGUGAGUGUAUGUGUUGCAAGGUGACUUGUGGGACUUCUUUAAAUACAUUUCAAUCUAGUUAAAACAAACAUAAAUAAAAUGUUAUUAACAAAGGUAUCAUAAAGUAAUAUUUUUCGUUAGCAGAAUGUUUUCUUAUUCUUGGCUGUUUGUUGCAUUCAUAGGCCUGUUGACUAUUUUAUUUGUUAUUUUAUUUAUGUCUAUCUAAAUGUUGGCUGUAUGCAAAAAUGUUAAUUAGACGUUAAUUUUAAAUGAUGGUGUCAUUCUUAUAUAGCCCAAAAUGUGUUUGACCUUUACUUUCAGUCCUUGCAAUGGCAGAGAUCCCACUCAUUGAGAGUAGCAAUGGAGAGGAAACAAUCAAAAAAAGUAAGAGAAACAAAGUGAGAGAAACAAAGUAGUGGUUGCUCUGACCUGAAUUCCUACAUCACAGCAGCAUCUGAGACAGAUGAGAUGAACUGUUUGGAAUUUUGGAAAAGCUAUGCAAAGGACUUUCCACGGCUGUAUCAGGUGGCCAUGAAAGUGUUGGCUAUUCCUGCGACCAGUGCAUCAGUUGAGAGGGUGUUCAGUCAUGGGGGCAUUAUCAUAUGCCCUCAUCGUGCCAGACUCAGUGCAAAGACACUCUCAAAUUCGAUCUUCUUGAAAUGUAAUAGCAGUGCUGUGGAAAGAUUGAGACACACCUAGGACUAGACGGAUAUGUCCAAAAUAUAAUAUCUUAUGAUAUUUUACUCAUUAUUUGUGGUAUAGUGUCUGAUGUUAUUCAAGUUUCCAAGGACAUUACAUAAGAAUAACCAACAAUCCAUAAACACCAAUUAAUAAACUUUCUCCUCUUCAUAAAAGAAUACAAUUUUCUCUAUAGACUUAAAAAAAACUUUCUCUAGUUUUAAAAUUAGUUUUCCCUUUACAAGAACAAAAUUAUAUUGCUUCCAGUUGGCUCUGCUUGAGACUUGUCUCCUUUCAUUGUUAUUCUUUUUUUUGUUUGUUUGUUUAGAGACAAAAAGGCUUAAAACAGGGGUGUCAAAUCUUAUCCACAAAGGGCCAGUGUGGGUGCAGGUUUUCAUUCCAAUCAAGCAGGAGCCACACCUGAGUCCACCUGUUUAAUCAAUUGAUCUUGGCUUUCAAUAGACUCAAGUGUGGCUUCUGCUUGGUUGGAAUGAAAACCUGCAGCCACAGUGGCCCUUUCCUGAUAAGAUUGAGCACCCUUGGUUUAAAAGAUGUCAACACUAAAUAGGGGUUGUCAUUUUGGACAUUAAUAUUCCUUUAUGUGUGUAAAAUUGAAGGACUUUUUAAUGUCUCAAGUGGCAUUUUAAAAAUAUUUUCAGCCUUUCCUUCUAUGAAAAGAAGUGCUAUUUCUAAAAAUGCAGUUGUAAUUUGCACACAACCAGUCUUUUUUAUCAUUACUAUACACUUUCUUUAUCGUUACUAUACAGUAACUAUACAUUUACUUGGACUCUAGCUUAAAGACUCCAGGCUUGACUUGGACUCUAGGGUAAAGACUUUUUGACUUGGACUUCAUAUAUAUAUA